AUGGACGAGAAGAACACGACAGCCCAUCAUGAAGGCCACCAUCCAGACAAGCAAGAGAUCGAACUUGAGCACGCUCACCAGCGAAGUACGAUUCCUGAAGACAUCCCAGUACGGGAGGCGCUCGAGAACCAUUUGGACGAUGACCCAAAGCUCUUGAGACGGGUGAAGAGGAAGGUAGAUCUCAGGCUGACAUUGGUACUCGCUCUGCUGUACACGUGUGCAUUCAUCGACAGAUCCAACUUGGGCAAUGCCUCGAUCGCCGGUAUGAGCGAUGACUUGAAUCUAGAUGUCGGUAACCGAUACAGUAUCGUGGCAAUGAUCUUCUUCGUCGGCUAUGCCCUGGUGGAUGUACCGUCGACACCGCUCAUGAAGAAGAUUGGGGCGUCGUUCAUGGUCCCGACAGUAUGCUUAUGCUUCGGAGUCCUUACGAUAGCGCAAGGCUUUAUUCAUAGCUGGGGGGCUCUCGCAGCGUUGCGUGUCAUGCUGGGUGUCUUUGAGGGAGCUCUGCUUCCUGCUACGCUUUUCCUGCUCCAAGUAUGGUAUACUCGUUUCGAGUUCCACAAACGACAGGCAGCGUAUUAUCUCGUCGGUAUCGCUUCGAGCGGUCUUUCGGGCUUGCUGGCAUAUGGCAUAGAGAAGAUGGAUGGAACCGCUGGGAUUGCCGGUUGGCGCUGGAUCUUCAUAAUCGAAGGCAUUGCAAGCUCCGCAAUCGCGGUGGGCGCAUACUUCGUCUUAGUCGACCUCCCUGAAGAUGCUACCAAGAGGAAUCUUCUGAGAAUGCCGGCUUUCCUAAGCAAGCAAGAAGCAGCAGUGCUCAUCGCCCAUAUCGAAAGAGACCGCGGUGAUGCUUCUACGGAGAAUUUUGGUCUGAAAGACAUGAUCCACAACUUGAAGGACUGGAAAGUCUGGGAGUUUGCGUCUUAUGUGAUGUUCAACAACACCGCUUUGUACGCCUUCUCGUUCUUCCUGCCGAUCAUUCUCCGAGAUGGAUUCGGAUACUCGUACUCACGUGCCAAUCUGUUGACCUUCCCGCCAUAUGCUGUGUCCUUGGUGUGGAUGGCCGCCGUCUCGUGGUUCUGCGAUUACUACAGGACCCGAGGGCCGGUCAUGGUUUUCAACAGCUGCAUGUAUCUUACUGGACUGAGCAUCGUUGGCUUCGCGGACGACCUCGACACUCGAUACGCAGGCGUUUUCCUUGGUGUGCUGGGCAUCACUGGAAACGUACCGACACAAUUCGCCUACCAGCAUAGCAAUACUGUUGGACAAUCGAAACGUGCAAUGACCACGGCUUUGAUGACGAUUGGAGGUGCUUUUGGCGGUAUCAUCUCUGGAAAUAUUUUCCGCGAGCAGGAUGCGCCGACAUAUGUGCCUGGCAUUGCAAUCUGCAUGUCCUUCCAGGUCAUCACUAUCUUCUUGGUUUGCAAGAACUUCAUUGUCUAUUCAUGGUGUAACCGCAAGGCCGACAGAGGAGAGAUGGUGAUUCAGGGAGAGCCGUCAUUCCGCUACACUUUAUAG
This is a messenger RNA of Saxophila tyrrhenica, 1515 nucleotides long. RefSeq lists its product as uncharacterized. Lineage: Eukaryota; Fungi; Ascomycota; Dothideomycetes; Mycosphaerellales; Extremaceae. The coding region runs from base 1 to 1515 and encodes 504 amino acids. Gene Ontology annotation, cellular component: membrane. Gene Ontology annotation, biological process: transmembrane transport. The record is from RefSeq and is a predicted model, not a curated record. Gene Ontology annotation, molecular function: transmembrane transporter activity. The transcript is spliced from 11 exons.